CCUCCGCCGGAAGUGGGCCGCUCCGGCUCCCCAGCGCCCAAGGGCCCGAGCGCCGGCGGGGCGGCCGAGCCCGGCGGGAGGGUCUUUGAAACGUUAUGUGAUUCAUCAAGUUUAAAGUCAAAGGUGGAUCUGGAGCUGUGGAAACCUUGGGAGUAAAGGCUACUGAACCCGUUGCUUUUCCUCCUCUUCAUUUUAUACGUCUCAAUAGGAAAGAUGGCAAAGCCCUGCUGGAAAGAGGAAAUGACCUGUAACAGUCCGGAAGAACUCAGAACUUCAAAUCCUUCAGAGGUAAAUAAAGAUGAAGAAUUUGCAGAAGAGCAUAACAGAUUAAGAACUUUUGCUAAUUUUCCAAGUACUAGCCCUGUUUCUUCAUCAACUCUGGCCCGAGCUGGUUUCCUUUAUACGGGCGAAGAAGAUGUCGUGCGAUGCUUCAGUUGCCAUGUAGCUGUAGAUCGUUGGCAGUAUGGUGACUCAGCAAUUGGCAGGCACCGAAAAAUUUCCCCCAACUGCAGAUUUGUCAAUGGAUGUCAUUUUAAGAACUGUGCUCUGCCUUUAGCAAAUGCAAGUCUCCAAAACGGUGAACUCGGUCAAGUUGAAGAAUGCCCAGGAAAUCCAAGUCACCACGCUUUGGAAAGAUCAUCCGAAACUCAUUCGGACUACCUUUUGAGAACGAGGCAGGUUGUCGACCUAUCGGAUACGGUAUUCCCGAAGAACCCUGCCAUGUGCAGCGAAGAAGCCAGACUAGAAACAUUUCAGAAUUGGCCCGAAUAUACCCUGUUAUCCCCAGGGCAAUUAGCUAGAGCUGGACUGUACUACUCAGGUAUUGAUGAUCAAGUAGAAUGCUUUUGUUGUGGUGGAAAGUUGAAAAACUGGGAGCCGUGCGAUCGUCCGUGGUCAGAGCACAAACGGCAUUUCCCAAAGUGCCUUUUUGUCUUGGGCCGGGAUGUUGGAAACAUUGAAAUUGAAUCUGAUAGCAUCGCUUCCCAGAGGAGUUAUUCAAAUUCAACUCAUUUCCCGAGGAAUCCGGCCAUGGCAGAGUUUGAAGCCCGGAUCCACACUUUUGAGACAUGGACAUACUCCAUUGACAAGGAGCUGCUUGCAAGAGCAGGAUUUUAUACUCUAGGUGAGCAAGAUAAGGUUAUUUGCUUUCAUUGUGGAGGAGGGUUAACUGAUUGGAAGCCAAAUGAAGACCCUUGGGAGCAACAUGCUAAAUGGUUUCCAGGAUGCAAGUACCUUGUUGAGCAGAAGGGACAAGAGUUUAUUAACAAUGUUCACUUGACUCAGUCUCUUGAAGAUUCUGUGUUAGAAGCUGAUGAGACACCGCCAUCAUUGACUAAAGAGAUUAGCCCUGAAGAGGAGCUAAGACGUCUGCAAGAGGAAAAGCUUUGCAAAAUCUGCAUGGAUAAAAAUAUUGCAGUAGUUUUUCUUCCCUGUGGACAUCUGGUUGCUUGCAAAGAAUGUGGUGAAGCGAUGGGCAAGUGUCCGGUGUGCUGCACUCUCAUUAACUACAGGCAGAAAAUUUUUAUGUCUUAGGAGGUGUUGGGGAGAUGCGUCCUAGUUAUCCAGCUUGAAUGUGUAAAUCAGAAGCAGUGCAUAAAUCUGGGAGUCAGAGGACCUGGUUUCUAAUCCAUCUUUGUAUUGUGUGCUGUGUGACCUCUGGCAGGUCCUCUGUGCCUCAGUUUGCUCAUCUUUAAUUGGGGAUUAAUUAAGUACUUGUUCUUCUCCUUACUUAGACUGUGAUCCCCAUGUGGGCCUGGGUCCAGCAUUAUUAUCCACCAGUGCCUAGUACAGUGCUUGGCGCAUAGUAAGCUCUUAAAAUACCACAGUUGUUAUUGGAAACAAGGUAACAGCCAUGUAUUUUUGCAUCAUUAGAGAUCCUACUAAGCAUAGAUAACAAAAAUUUUGAUUAUUUAAUUGUGUAAAAUCUAAAUCGGUCCUAAAACUCCAGCAAUACAUUAUUGGAGUUAUGAAUUAGAAAAUUAGCUGAGUAAUUCUUUCAUUUGUUAUUUACUUAUUUGUUUUUACUUAACUGAAGGCUAUAGAAUUAUUGCUAAAUGACCAUGUCAUUUGAUUAUAGAGGAUGCCCAUAUGAAAUAUUGAAGCUUGUGAAGUAGAUUUGGCUGAUGAAACAAUCUGAGCAAUUUCAGAUAUUUGGACUUUCCUUUUCAGAUCCACCAAAUGGAAAAAAUAAAUUCCCAGUUUGGGUGGAAUGGACCAAAUCAGAUCCAUUCCUGGGUUUUUAUAUUUGUACUGUAGUUGAGCGAUUGAAAUUAUUAGGCACUUACUAUGUACCACACCCAAGGGUUAAGUACAGAUUCAUUAGUCCCUGGCUCAUGUGGGGCUCACAGGUAGGGAAAGCAGAUGUUUCAUCUCCAUUAUACAGAUGGGAAAACUAGGGCACAGAGAGAUUGCACAAGAUCCUCCAUCAGGCUAGUGACAGAGCCGGAGUCUCCUGAUUUUCUGAGCCACGCUCUUUCCACUGAACUACACUCCUCUUGUAGGUUAACAAAUAUUCUGUGAAAUGUUGCAGGAUCCAGAAACAUGUUUUUUUGGGGGGCUGGGGUUCCCCCUGGGGGCACUUGUUGAAAGGGUAAUAAAGGAAAAACAGCUGUUUUCCUUUUUUUAAAAAAAAAACAAAAACAACAAAAAGGCUCUUCAGACGUAAAUUCUUAAAUUUUUCAAGCCCUCAUAAGAUUAGUAAAAUCUUCCUAGAACAGCUGGGCAUUUCAUAAAGGAUCCCAAGGAUGUGACCAUUUCACAUUGCAAUCAUUAUUGAGAGAAAAGAUGGUGUUUAAAAGAACUAUGAAAACUCAUCCUUUGAAUAUUUUUGGUAAACAAAUCUAUUAAAGUUGUCUCUUCUUAUUUAUU
This is a messenger RNA of Ornithorhynchus anatinus (platypus), 2868 nucleotides long. It is a transcript of the gene XIAP, whose product is annotated as X-linked inhibitor of apoptosis. The transcript is spliced from 7 exons. Gene Ontology annotation, cellular component: nucleus; cytoplasm. Bases 214 to 1533 code for a protein of 439 amino acids. Lineage: Eukaryota; Metazoa; Chordata; Mammalia; Monotremata; Ornithorhynchidae. The record is from RefSeq and is a predicted model, not a curated record.